UAAAGAUGGCAGCAUGUAACUUACGCGUCGUAAUAUUUUAUUGUAAAUAAUUAAUAAUAAUGUAAAAAUCGUUUAAUUGUGGUGUUGUGUGUGUAUUUUAAUUUAUUUCAAGCAUGAUAAUGAUCAUUUUAUUUAUACUAUAAAUUUGUAAAUAUUGGUAAUUUCUUUCGUGAACUAGCAGUUAAGCAAUCAUGAUGGCAUUCGACACGGUCUCCUUAAGCAGUGAUGAUGACGUCCCUCUGAAGACACUAGGUUCUGCUGAUGAAGAUGUGCCGCUAAACGCGCUGGCAGCUUCAUACGUGCCAGUUAAAUCCACUGUUUUGAAGACACGCAGUGUGGAACAUUGUGACUUCUGUGAAGAGGUGUUUCUGAACAAAUAUGACGCUUUAAUCCACAAUGGGAAACACAUAAUCAUUCCACUCAUUAAGAAGGAGCUACACCAGUGCCCUCUAUGUCUAUUUUAUUACACAUCUCGAUAUAAACUUAAACAUCACACUAGAAACAAACAUAAAAAUAACAUUACCAAAAAUGAAGCAGUCAUUAAACCGGUCAUUACAGAAAAUAAAGUGCUUAUAAACCCAGUCAAAGAAAAUAAAGACAAACUUAUUAAAGAUAAUGAAAAUCCUAAGCAUAAUAAUGAAAGUAAAGAAAUAAUUAAAAAAGUUACUUUUAUAGAUUCUGAUGAUGAAGACAUACCAUUGGUCAAUCAUAGUAACAAAAAAGAAAUUAAAAAAGUUUCCACAUAUAAGCUAGAUGACGAAGAUUUGCCAUUAAUAUUUAAUACUAAUGUGAUUAAAGAGACUGAGAAAGCGCCUAAAUGUGAAACUGAAAUGCUAAGGCAAGCACUUUUAAAAGAUGUCAAAGUGGUUAUUGAGAAGAUAGAAAUAGAACUUUCACCUAAAGUUGAAUCUGAAAUCUUAAUAAAUGGUUUAGGAGUGUCUGGGAAAAUUGAAGUAGAUGUAAAAGACCAUGAAAUAAAAUGCCAACCUAAAACAGACAACACAGUAAUACCUGAUAUGUUUGAUGUUGUAAAAGCAAGUAAUGCAAAACCAAAUGAGAAAGUGAAAAUAAGAAGUCGUUUAACAUUUGAAGAUGAAAUUGAUGAUAUUUGUGAUGACGAAGUGAUGAAAGAUUUGACUAAAGAGUGUAUAGUUGACAUGAACCUUUUUGAUGAGCCGUGGUUCGAUGAACUUGCUAAGAGUAUUACAAAUGAUGAUGUCAUAGUUGAUGAUGAUAUGGUUAUAACUAUAGAUGAUGAUGAUGAUGAUGAUGAACAAGAGAAAAGUGCACAAAUGACUGUGAAAUUGACAGAUGAUGAUGUGUAUACACCUAGUACGCAUCAUGAUGAUUUGAUUAAACCAGGAGUAUAUCGUUGCAGAAAAUGCCAGCAGAUGUUCCCCACAAGGUUCAACCAGAUCCAGCACGAAAUGUCGCAUAUGCACAUCCGCAAGCCCCGGCCCAUGCUCUGCGAGUACUGCGACCGCUUCAUAGCCACCAAGAGAGCCCUAAAAGACCACAUCGCAACAAAACAUAGCAUGCCUUACCGCCAACGGACCUUCAAAUCUUGCACCAAAUGUGGUCUCAAAUACAAUAAUCUCGAAACGCAUUUGGACAAUUAUCAUGUCAUACUCCGCUGCCAUCUUUGUAACGAAAGUUUUGACACUGAAAUCGACAGACUGAACCAUAUUCGAGGGCAUUUAGUCAAAAUAAAAUGCAUUCAAUGCGAUUUCGUAGCGUCGGAACUAGAAAUAAAGGAACAUCAGAAGCGAUUUCAUAAAGUUGCCAGUACUGUUUCUUCAACUUUUAAAUUGUGUGAAAUAUGCUGUCUGUUUCUAAAAAAUAAGGGCAAUACCCAAUAUAUAUUUGGGGAAACUGUGAGUGAGUUAGGUUCUAGGUUAGAUUGCGAACAUUGUGGUAAUAAAUUUUUCCAUUUGACUCAAGUGCGGCGUAUUAUGAAAGGGAGACCGAGCGGAGUCACGUGUGAGAAGGAUAGGGAAAAGAAGAAGGUUUUGACUAAUAAGGAGCGGCUUAAGAAUAUACAGCAGAGAUUGAAAAUGAUUAAUAAACUUAGCAGAUUUUAAUUUUAA
Messenger RNA from Cydia strobilella, 2087 nucleotides. RefSeq lists its product as uncharacterized. Gene Ontology annotation, biological process: regulation of transcription by RNA polymerase II. Lineage: Eukaryota; Metazoa; Arthropoda; Insecta; Lepidoptera; Tortricidae. Gene Ontology annotation, molecular function: DNA-binding transcription factor activity, RNA polymerase II-specific. The record is from RefSeq and is a predicted model, not a curated record. The transcript has 4 exons. Bases 192 to 2081 code for a protein of 629 amino acids. Gene Ontology annotation, cellular component: nucleus.